This is a messenger RNA of Cryptococcus deneoformans JEC21, 776 nucleotides long. Its product is annotated as 60s ribosomal protein l19, mitochondrial precursor, putative. The record is from RefSeq and is a predicted model, not a curated record. Gene Ontology annotation, cellular component: mitochondrial large ribosomal subunit; ribosome. The coding region runs from base 152 to 589 and encodes 145 amino acids. The transcript has 3 exons. Gene Ontology annotation, biological process: translation. Lineage: Eukaryota; Fungi; Basidiomycota; Tremellomycetes; Tremellales; Cryptococcaceae. Gene Ontology annotation, molecular function: structural constituent of ribosome; large ribosomal subunit rRNA binding.
CUUCCUAUACACAUCCUCGUCUAAUACAAAACAUCUCCUUGGAUUCUCUAAUCGCCCGUACACCAUUAACGAGCGGACAUUUCACACGCUACAGCCAACUCGGAUUUAAAAUUAACCUCCUCGACUAGAACCUCCCUUGCUCUUUUCCAUCAUGUCAAAGGCAGCCGCUGCCCAAAUAGUUAAAAUUAUCGUUCCCGCAGGCAAGGCUGCUCCCACACCACCCGUUGGUCCCGCCUUGGGUGCUCGAGGUGUAAAGGCCAUGGACUUCUGCAAGGAAUUCAACGCUAAGACAGCACACUAUCAAACAUCCCUCCCCAUCCCUACAAUGAUCACCAUCAACCCCGACCGAACAUUUUCAUUCGCUACUCGAACACCUCCUGUAUCCUACCUUUUGAAAAAAACAACUGGCAUUGACAAGGGUUCAGGACAAGGAAUGAAGGUGAAAACGGGCCAGGUCAGCUUGAAGCAUGUGUAUGAGAUUGCGAAGAUAAAAUGUAUGGAUGAGGAUUUGAAGGCCGUUGGGCUUGAGCGGGUUGCCAGAGGGGUUGUGGGCACAGCGAGGAGUUUAGGAUUAGAAGUUGUUCCUUAGAGAUAUGGGAUUGCAUGUAGUAGUUUUGGGGUUUUGGUGGGGUUAUACUGGGGGAUCCGACAUCCUCUUGAAGAUUACAAGGGCAGAUACCUCGCCAUCCACUUUAUUCGCAACAUUGAGCAAUACAUAUAUGUGUCGUAUCGGGUCCGGAUAUUAACCCUACUGCUGUAAAAAUGCACUACUCGCC